AACUUUUUUUAAAUCAAGAAAGUGAAAAUGACUAACCCUAGGUACGGGUAGACGUUCUCCUCACACGGCCGUCGGAGAUUGCCUGGCUGCCAUUUCCCCCCCGAUCCAAGGCUCUACCACUCCCAAAACGAUAUUCCUCACAAGUAUAUACUGAGAAAUGAGAAUCUGCGAUACAGGAGAAAUGGAGAGAGAUUAAUCGCGAGGGAGGGGAUGAAGUGCAUGAUUCUGGUGUGAUCAUCAAUUCAGGUGAGGGAAAGAUAAGAGCGUUGUUUGGUUGGUUUAAAAAUGAAGUUCAUAGGCAACUUUCCGUCCAUGGAUCUGAUGCGCUCGGAGAAGAUGACCAUGGUGCAGCUCAUCAUCCCCGUCGAGUCAGCUCACCGCGCCAUCACUUACCUCGGCCAGCUCGGCCUUCUCCAAUUUCGCGAUGUACUCUGCCCCUCCUUGUGCAUUCUAUAUCUGUAUAUGCCUGUCAUCUGAGUACGCUUGUACAUACAUAUAUAUUCAUGCCUAAUUUUCUGUUGCUUAACGAUUUCUGUUUCAUCCACAUUUGAUUGAUCUGUUUCAUUUUUUGGUUAAUUGGGCAGACUUUCUCCAUGUUAGAUUGCCUUUUGUGCAAUUUCAUACUUAUCGCUCCUCUAGGAAGCAUCUACUAGAUGUCAUGCCAGCUCUUUUAAGUUCUAACCAACAUAAUUCGAUCUGCCAUAUUAGACAAAAAAGUAUUCAAUGCAACAACAACAACCCAGACCCCAAGAGAAUAGGGUCGAGGGUGAGGGGGUGCGCACACCUUAUCCCUACUCGAAAGUAGGGAGGUUGUUUCCAAGAGACCCCAGCUCAGGUACCACCGGAUGACUAACAAACUAGUAAUCAAUAAAGCAAUUUAAAUGAUGUCAUGCAUAGCCAAUAUCAUAUUUCCUAGAUUUUGAAUUGAUAUCAUAACUUGAAAUGAAAUUGUCCGGUUACACUUAUUACCUUCUUGCUGGCAGAGUAGUUUGAGUUCAUUAUAGCACAACACAGCCGCACAGGUCACUGGUAGCUGCUACACAAGUUGCGAGAGUAUGCGAUGAUAUGUGUGGAAAUAAUGAAAUAUUCAUCAUUGAUACAUUUUCUUCCCGAUUAGUGAGAAUAUGCAGGCAUAAAGUUCAACUGUGUUGCUUCACCUGACUGUUUCCAAUUAAACAAUUUGAAUUUUGAACUAUGGGCAACCAUUGUACUUAAAAUUUGGGACAGUUGUCUCUAGGCCUGCCUCCUACAAAAAAAUUGAUGGACCAGUGGUUCAAGGCCUUCACAUAUAAUCAUACUACCUGUAGUUGAAAAGCUGAAUGUUUGGUUUGAUGCUUUAUCUUUUUGGGAAUUUUUCUCAAUUUAUACAACGGCGACACUAAGCCUAUCCCAAGUAACGUGUGGUCGGCUACGUGAACAAGGAGUCCACGUUCAGUCAUUAACAAGAAUGCUAUUUCACCAUUUUUCUCAAUUUAUAUACGAGAAAAUGCAUUCACCCUGUAUCUCUUUUAUAUUGACAGUUAAAUGCAGACAAAAGUCCUUUCCAGCGAACUUUUGUUAAUCAGGUAAAAAGAUGUGCAGAAAUGUCGCGAAAGCUACAUUUUUUUAAAGACCAGAUACAUAAAGCUGGUCUAUUUCCUUCACCCAAUCCUGCUUCUCUACCAGAUAUAGAAUUAGAAGAAUUGGAGGUUCAACUUGCAGAGCAUGAGCAUGAGCUGACUGAAAUGAACGCCAACAGCGAGAAAUUGCGGCAAUCAUAUACUGAGCUGUUAGAAUUUAACUUGAUACUGCAGAAGGCUGGAGAGUUUCUUACUCAAAGUCAUGUGUCAGAUGAGGAAAUCGAAUUAGAUGAACAUAUCCAUGCCAAUAGUGAUUAUGCUGAUGCGGCAUCACUACUUGAGCAGGAACUGCAACCGGAGCUGUCAAGCCAGUCUGGAAUAAGCUUUAUUAGUGGUAUUAUCUGCAAGUCCAAAGCUCUUAGAUUCGAAAGGAUGCUAUUUCGUGCAACAAGGGGAAACAUGCUUUUUAAUCAGGCAGUUGCUGAGGAUAAAAUCAUGGACCUUACUUCAAAUGAAAUGGUUGAAAAAAUAGUAUUUGUAGUAUUCUUUUUGGGUGAGCAAGCAAGGACCAAAAUAUUGAAAAUAUGUGACACAUUUGGUGCUAGUUGCUAUCCUAUCCCUGAAGAUGCCAUAAAGCGGAGACAAAUAACUCAAGAAGUUUUGUCACGAUUAACUGAACUUGAAACCACCUUGGAUGCUGGAUUACGCCAUAGAGAUAUGGCUUUGACCACUAUCGGAUUUCAGUUGACAAAGUGGGUGAACAGGGUUCAAAGGGAAAAAGCUGUCUACGACACUUUAAAUAUGUUGAGUUUUGAUGUUACCAAGAAAUGUCUUGUUGGCGAGGGCUGGUGUCCAAUAUUUGCAAAGACCAAGAUUCAAGAGACUUUGCAGCGCUCUACACUUGAUAGCAAAUCACAAGCAGACAUAAUAUUUCAUGCAAUGGAUGCUAAUGAGUCAUUCCCAACUUUCUUCAGAACUAACCGUUUUACAAAUGCAUUCCAAGAAAUCGUUGAUGCAUAUGGAGUUGCGAAAUACCAGGAGGUGAACCCUUCUGUUUAUACAAUCAUUACAUUCCCUUUCUUGUUUGGUAUGAUGUUUGGGGACUGGGGCCAUGGAAUUUGUUUGCUAUCAGCAGCCUUAUUUCUUAUAGCUCAAGAAAAUAAACUUGGUUCUCAGAAACUAGGAAGCUUUAUGGAAAUGCUAUUUAGUGGUCGCUAUGUGCUGCUCUUAAUGUCAAUAUUUUCAAUUUACUGUGGAUUGAUAUACAAUGAGUUUUUCUCUGUCCCCUUCCACAUAUUUGGGAAGUCAGCAUACAAAUGCCGAGAUGCUACAUGCAGUGAUGCACGCACUGUUGGUUUAAUGAAAUAUAGAGACCCUUAUCCAUUUGGCGUGGACCCAAGUUGGCGAGGUAGCCGUUCAGAACUGCCUUUCUUGAACUCUCUUAAGAUGAAGAUGUCUAUUUUAUUUGGUGUGGCACAAAUGAACCUGGGCAUUAUUUUAACUUACUUCAAUGCCCGCUUCUUCAGCAAAUCGCUUGAUGUGAAGCAUCAAUUUGUUCCACAGAUGAUUUUCCUGAACAGUCUUUUUGGAUAUCUUUCACUUCUCAUUAUUGUCAAAUGGUGCACUGGUUCGCAAGCAGAUCUCUACCAUGUUAUGAUAUACAUGUUCCUUAGUCCCUUUGGUGAUCUUGGCGAAAAUAAAUUGUUUAGGGGGCAGAAUGUGCUUCAGGUCAUAUUGUUGCUUUUAGCCGUUGUUGCUGUUCCCUGGAUGCUCUUUCCGAAGCCAUUUAUUUUGAAGAGACUCCACAUGGAGAGAUUUCAAGGUCGUACAUACCGGAUCCUUGGAACCUCUGAGAUGGAUAAUGAAGAGGAACCUGAUUCUGCCAGGGAACAUAAAGAGGAGUUUAAUUUCAGUGAGGUUUUUGUGCAUCAAAUGAUACACUCGAUUGAGUUUGUCCUUGGUGCUGUGUCUAAUACAGCUUCAUAUCUACGGUUAUGGGCUUUGAGUUUGGCUCACUCGGAACUAUCUACUGUGUUGUAUGAGAAAGCUCUACUCUUUUUUUGGGGGUAUGAUAACCUCAUUGCGCGACUGAUGGGGAUGUCGCUCUUUGCCUUUGGGACAGUUGGGAUACUACUCAUGAUGGAAACUCUCAGUGCUUUUCUCCAUGCUUUACGUCUUCAUUGGGUGGAAUUCCAGAACAAGUUUUAUCACGGCGACGGCUACAAGUUCAAGCCAUUCUCCUUUGAGUCGCUAGCGCAUGAUGACAGUUGCUAAUACACAACACCCACUAUAAGGUUGCAGUCCUUUCGCUAUGGCUCUAUCCGGGUGAAAUGUACUCCUUUUCUACCAACGUAAACCGUGCACCGGUGAGGCGUGAACCUGGAUGUCCACCAGCACUCUCCGAGCACAUACGGGGAAACAAUAUACUCUUUCUAUUUCACAAUAACUGUGUGUCUAUUAA
Molecule: messenger RNA, 4020 nt
Organism: Cuscuta campestris
Lineage: Eukaryota; Viridiplantae; Streptophyta; Magnoliopsida; Solanales; Convolvulaceae
Source: the annotation of a GenBank genome assembly